AUGAGCCUGCCGAGCCUCCCCGCGCCGAGUGCCGCGUGCGCCCUCCGCCCGGGGUCGGCGCCCGACGGGCCGGACAGGCGCCACAGCGGGCGCACGGGCGGGGGGGCGACCCCAGACCGGCGCCCCGGGCCCGCUCCCCCCGACCGCACCGGCUGCUCCGACCUCGCCCUGGAGCACCGCCCGUCCCGCUCCGCCCGCCCCGCCCCGCCCCCGAGCCCUGCCCCGCCACCACCGUGCCCCGCCCCCGAGCCCCGCCACCACCGUGCCCCGCCCCCACCGUGCCCCGCCCCCGAGCCCCGCCACCACCGUGCCCCGCCCCCGAGCCCCGCCACCACCGUGCCCCGCCCCCGAGCCCCGCCACCACCGUGCCCUGCCCCGCCACCACCGUGCCCCGCCCCCGAGCCCCGCCACCACCGUGCCCUGCCCCGCCCCGCCCGGCCCCGCCACCACCGUGCCCCGCCCCCGAGCCCCGCCACCACCGUGCCCCGCCCCCGAGCCCCGCCCCCGAGCCCCGCCCCGCCCCCGCCACCACCGUGCCCCGCCACCACCGUGCCCUGCCCUGCCCCGCCACCACCGUGCCCCGCCACCACCGUGCCCCGCCCCGCCCGGCCCCGCCACCACCCCCCGCCACCACCGUGCCCCGCCCCCGAGCCCCGCCACCACCGUGCCCCGCCCCCGAGCCCCGCCACCACCGUGCCCCGCCCCCGAGCCCCGCCCCCGAGCCCCGCCACCACCGUGCCCUGCCCCGCCCCGCCCGGCCCCGCCACCACCGUGCCCCGCCCCCGAGCCCCGCCACCACCGUGCCCCGCCCCCGAGCCCCGCCACCACCGUGCCCCGCCCCCGAGCCCCGCCACCACCGUGCCCCGCCCCCACCGUGCCCCGCCCCCGAGCCCCGCCACCACCGUGCCCCGCCCCCGAGCCCCGCCACCACCGUGCCCCGCCCCCGAGCCCCGCCACCACCGUGCCCUGCCCCGCCACCACCGUGCCCCGCCCCCGAGCCCCGCCACCACCGUGCCCUGCCCCGCCCCGCCCGGCCCCGCCACCACCGUGCCCCGCCCCCGAGCCCCGCCACCACCGUGCCCCGCCCCCGAGCCCCGCCACCACCGUGCCCCGCCCCCGAGCCCCGCCACCACCGUGCCCUGCCCCGCCCCGCCCGGCCCCGCCACCACCGUGCCCCGCCCCCGAGCCCCGCCACCACCGUGCCCCGCCCCCGAGCCCCGCCACCACCGUGCCCCGCCCCCGAGCCCCGCCACCACCGUGCCCUGCCCCCGAGCCCCGCCCCCGAGCCCCGCCACCACCGUGCCCUGCCCCGCCCCGCCCGGCCCCGCCACCACCGUGCCCCGCCCCCGAGCCCCGCCACCACCGGAGAAGGCCGAGGUCUCCCAACGUAUCCAGACAACUGAGCAAACCCCGGGGGCUUCGACCCCAGGCGAGGCCCUGCUCCACAUCAGAGAGAGCCAGCAGCUGGAGGUGCAGAAUGCAGUGGCCGUGGCCUUGAUUUGGGAGGUUGCAGUCCUUCAGCGAUGA
Dipodomys spectabilis (banner-tailed kangaroo rat) is the source of this 1527-nucleotide messenger RNA. Its product is annotated as basic proline-rich protein-like. The coding region runs from base 1 to 1527 and encodes 508 amino acids. The transcript is spliced from 4 exons. The record is from RefSeq and is a predicted model, not a curated record. NCBI's taxonomy places the organism in Eukaryota, Metazoa, Chordata, Mammalia, Rodentia, Heteromyidae.